CCACACCUCCCCUGAUCUGACAAACUCGCAGCAUCCAGGCGGGGUGGCGUGGCGUGCUGGGAGCCUUUCCACGACAACCUGUCAAGAUAGAGGAAAAAAACAUUUUGAACAUUGGAGGUUGCAUAUAAUGUGAUUGGUUAAACCACAACAGGCAGACAUGAGUUUGGGAGCGGCGUGCAUCUUCCUGCGAGGCGGGAAAAACAUUUCGAGAGAGUUGGUGGAUGAUGAGAUCGAUGAACUGCGUGAAGCGUUCAAUGAGUUCGACAAGGACAAGGACGGCCUGAUCAGCUGUAAGGACCUGGGCAACCUGAUGAGGACCAUGGGAUACAUGCCCACCGAGAUGGAGCUCAUUGAGCUGAGCCAAAACAUCAACAUGAACCUUGGCGGCCGAGUUGACUUUGAGGACUUUGUGGACCUGAUGGCACCCAAACUUCUGGCAGAAACUGCUGGCAUGAUUGGCGUGAAGGAGCUGAAAAACGCCUUUAAAGAGUUCGACGCGGAUGGCGACGGCGAGAUCACAACAGAGGAGCUGCGUUCCGCCAUGAAUAAGCUAAUGGGGGAGCACAUGAGCCGCAGGGAGAUAGACGCCAUAGUCAAAGAGGCGGACGACAACGGAGAUGGCACGGUAGACUUUGAAGAGUUUGUCAGAAUGAUGUCCCAUCAAUGACGACAAUGCUGACCGGACCUUUGCACCUGUGCUACAUUUUCAGUCAAAACUCAAGCAAGUUACUCUGCUAUGCAAAGACUGACAAUCAAGAGACUAAAUCUACAGUGGUACCUCGGUUUGCCGAAUUCAUCCGUGUAUGAAUGUUUCCAAGAAGAAAUAAUAAAUCCAAAUAAUCUGUUCCAGACACCCAAUAAUGCUAACACAGAUGGAGAAUCAUUUUACAUUAGGAAUGACAUGGUUACACGUACAUUUCACACCAACUUUAUCGUUUAUUGAAGACUUUAUUGAGUGGCGCCACCUCUGUACUUUGCUACGACUUCCUUCUUGAAUUCAAUAGUGUUUCUCACCUUCUUUAUCAUAGUGCUGACACUUUUGUUGGAGGACGGCGUGGCUCAGUUGGUAGAGCGACAGUGCCAGCAACAUACAACAUUCCGGCUAACAUUUGGCAAAGUCGUUUGUAAACAGAUUUAUGGCCGACCUAGUUUGAUCCCCAGCUUCCGUCGUCCUAGUCACGCUCGUUGUGUCCUUGAGCAAGACACACCCUUGCUUGUUGUGGUGCAUGUGUGUGCGAAUCAGUGUGUGAAUGUGGACAUAGUGUCAAAGCACUUUGAGUACCUUGAAGGUAGAAAAGCGCUAUACAAGUAUAACCCAUUUACCAUUUGUUAUAUUCAAGAACGCAUAGACGACGUAUGAGGGACAUUAUUCAGAAUUACAUCUUAUACACACUACUGAAAUGCUCUCAAAUAAACAACUGAAAUGUUUUUCUCUCACACACACUACUGAAACACUCAUUUACACACUACUGAAAUGCUCUCACAUAAACAACUGAAAUGUUUUUCUCUCUCACACACUAGUGAAGCACUCUCAUACACACUACUAAAACACUCUUACACACACUACUGAAAUGUUUUCUCUCACACACACUACUGAAACACUUUCAUAAACACUACUGAAUAUUUUCUCUCUCACGCCCACACACACCUGGAAUUAUUUUUCACGCAUGGACGACGUCUGUGUGCUCACACAACUUUGUGUACAUUAACUGAUGCAAUCACACACACGGGAGAGAAAGUUAUACGGCACAACACGUCACACUGUCGUGACUCCCUUUACGUCGUAUAAAGUACUUUUGGUGAAAAUAUUUGCAAACUGAAACCGGGGAACAUGAUAACCGAGGUAUCACUGUAUCUCUGUUUUGCUUAUUUAUUCCUUGAACUGUGCAACACUGACAAUGUAAACAGAUUAGGUUACAUUACACAUUCAUUAGUGAAUAGAAUUAUUAUUCCAAAUAUCUACAAUGAUCAAAAAUAGUAAAUAUAUACCGCUUUCUGUGCUUUAUAACAUGAGUCUGUGUGAGUCAUAUGUUUUUUUGCGAGAGUUAAGUAUUCAUUCUGCAUAGCAACACGAAUAGUACCUAACUUGCAUAACACAUAGCUUGCAGGUUGUAUAAUAAAACAAUAGGAUGAUCUAUGUAUGUUCCAGAGCUAGGAUUUGGACAAUAAACACUAUGCAGUCAAA
Nerophis lumbriciformis (worm pipefish) is the source of this 2185-nucleotide messenger RNA. RefSeq names its product calcium binding protein 5a (gene cabp5a). Gene Ontology annotation, cellular component: cytoplasm. The record is from RefSeq and is a predicted model, not a curated record. Lineage: Eukaryota; Metazoa; Chordata; Actinopteri; Syngnathiformes; Syngnathidae. Gene Ontology annotation, molecular function: calcium ion binding; calcium channel regulator activity.